GAAGAAGAAGAAAAAGAAACGGAAGCUAACACUCUCGCACAUGCGCAGUGUGUCUACCGUUCAGCGCUGGAGAAGAUGGCGGCGCCCAUAGACCUGGAGCUGAAGAAGGCCUUCUCUGAGCUGCAGGUGAAGAUGAUCGACACGCAGCAGAAGGUGAAGUUGGCCGACCUGCAGAUCGAUCAGCUGACUCGGGUCCAGAAACAUGCUAAGCUAACUCACGCUGAGAUCGCUACGCUGUCGGACAACACGCGACUCUACGAGGGAGUCGGACGCAUGUUCAUCCUUCAGUCCAAAGAGGAAAUCAACAACCAGCUGACGGACAAACAGAAAACAGCUGACGAGAAGAUCAAAGAGCUCGAGCAAAAGAAGGUGUACCUUGAACGCAGCGUAAAAGAAGCUGAAGACAACAUCAGAGAGAUGCUGCUCUCCAGAAGAGCUCAGUAAUAAAAAAUCAAUAAGAUACUUCAUCAAUAACACACAUGUGCUCAUGUCAGUAAAUGUCUUCUAGUUGUUCCUAUUAAAAUGUUGAACCGG
Molecule: messenger RNA, 534 nt
Organism: Anoplopoma fimbria (sablefish)
Lineage: Eukaryota; Metazoa; Chordata; Actinopteri; Perciformes; Anoplopomatidae
Gene: pfdn1
Product: prefoldin subunit 1
Exons: 4
Coding region: 76-444 (122 amino acids)
Biological process (GO): protein folding
Cellular component (GO): cytoplasm; prefoldin complex
Molecular function (GO): protein folding chaperone
Source: RefSeq, a predicted model, not a curated record